Molecule: messenger RNA, 1299 nt
Organism: Epinephelus fuscoguttatus (brown-marbled grouper)
Lineage: Eukaryota; Metazoa; Chordata; Actinopteri; Perciformes; Serranidae
Gene: eif4ebp2
Product: eukaryotic translation initiation factor 4E binding protein 2
Exons: 3
Coding region: 189-533 (114 amino acids)
Biological process (GO): negative regulation of translational initiation
Cellular component (GO): cytoplasm
Molecular function (GO): eukaryotic initiation factor 4E binding
Source: RefSeq, a predicted model, not a curated record
CUGUCGUGCUUCCUGCCUUUGCUGAGGGAGGGGACGGUGCUGACGGCUGGGAGGACGAAAGGAGAGACAAGAAAGCUUUAGGGAAGAUAUAAGAGAGUGGGGAACGGCCCGGGUUUCCACCGUCCGUCGGGAUAUUAACACCCCAGUUUUCUGUAGCUGCUGGAUUUGUCACCCAAUCGGCGCUAAAAAUGUCGUCCAGUCGUCAGCAUAGCGAGAGCUGGGCCAUCCCGACCAGGACGGUGUUGAUCAACGACACAACGCAGCUACCUCAUGACUAUUGUACCACCCCUGGAGGCACUUUAUUCUCGACCACUCCCGGAGGAACCCGGAUCAUCUAUGACCGUAAGUUCCUACUGGAAAAGCGUAACUCUCCCAUUGCCCAGACUCCCCCAGCCCACCUGCCUGUCAUCCCUGGAGUGACCAGCCAAAAUGUCCUGAGAGAGAACAAGAAGAACGAAGCCAACAACCACAUCAACAACCAUGAUGGCAAGCCCAAAACCGGUGAUGAUGCUCAGUUUGAGAUGGACAUCUAACAGACUGGAAUGACACCAGCAAAAGCAAAUGACCUGGCAUCACCCGUGCCAGUGGCUUGGCUUGUAGAAACCAAUGUUGUGAGCCCUCAUGGCAGCCAUCUUCUUUAGCUCUCUGUCUCGCUGCUGGAUGUAAUGUGUGUAAACCAUGGGGAUUCAGUGUAUCAUACAUACCGGUACAGUGUGGCCAAUUCUGGAAACUGGGUUUAUUUUGUAAAGAUUUCCAUGGUUACCAGUAGCUGUACAAACCACACAAACAAGGGAGCACACCUGAAUAUUAUCCACCCAGACACAUCGUCCAAUUAGCAGAUCGCAGUGCUCAUCUUACAGCUUCCUGUGAGUUCAGAUCUUUAACAGAGCACACAGUAAAACUGACAAUAUUCCAAGUUAAUUGGGGGAGGAAGUGGUCGUUCUUUAGUACUGGCCUUAGAAUCAGGCAAACGCUUUGAUAUUCAUCACACUCUCUGGUUUGAAAACCCUUGUAAGCAUGUUAUUUAAGUGAUUUUUUUCUCUUUUUUUUAUUUUGGUUUUUGGAACUACUUGAAAAGCUCCACAAUCUGUUAUCGGUUGUUUGGUCUGUUUAGUUUCCCGUGAUGGUAUGCAAAGGGACACAGUGUUUUUAUUUUGCGAUUGGGUAAAGAUUUCAUGCCAUUCCAAGACUUUGAUUUCCAGUACCAACACAAGUCUGUGUGAGUUUCCAAUUUUCAGGGGAGAACAUUUUUUUAAAAUGGACUUUAGGCCGUGAUUAAAUUGUUCCGUAACAAUAAAA